This is a messenger RNA of Mesocestoides corti, 2604 nucleotides long. The record is from the annotation of a GenBank genome assembly. Lineage: Eukaryota; Metazoa; Platyhelminthes; Cestoda; Cyclophyllidea; Mesocestoididae.
AUGAGUGGAGUCUACUUAUCAAGUCUAUUGGAGGGUAACUUCGAUGAAAAUGUGUUCGUGUCAAAGGCGUUUGAAGCCAAUAAUUUGGUUGAAGCCCUCAAAACAGUUUCUGAGAAACUUUCUGAACUAGACGCAUCGAUCUACCAGCAUGUAUCAAAAAACAACAGCGAUUUACUCAGCCAGGCCGUCGAGCUAGAAAACUUUUCGAAUAUUGUUGAAAGUGUAGAAUCGCGUAUCCUCGGUGUUUCCAGCAAUGUCAAAAUGAUCAAACAAAGACUGACUAAGCAGUAUGAACAUCUACUUAGUCAGGUCACACAAAUUCGUCGUCUCGGUCAUAUAUAUGACACCCUACGAAAUAUCCAUCGAAUAUCCUCUACUUCAAAGAAGCUUUUUGAGUCUUCUGAUAACCUGGUUCUGGCUUCUGAAUGCAUAGAGGAGUUAGAUUAUGCAUUUUCUACAGUGGAUUGGAAAGGCAUAGACAUCCUAGAAGAGUACUAUGAAAAUCUUGAAAAGGAAAAAGACAGGGUUGCUAAACAGGUUUGGGAACUUGUUCAGUCUUCACUCGAUGCCUGUGAGCAGAGCCGUUUGGGUGUUGGCUUGCAGGCUUUCGAAAAACUGUCUGUCUUACCGAAGAUCAUCCAAGCUCUUGUUUCUGACUGGCAAGCCGAGAUUGAAGGCGCAGUGAAAUCUGCCGUUGACAUUGAAGACAUCAAUAAAAAGGCAAAAGGCAAAGUCAUCUCAGCACUUACUUCAACAACACCUGGGAAGGCCUCUUUGCCCAGCAAUGGCGGACAAGUAGCUGCAUUUCGAAAUCUUCUUUGGACCAGAUUAGAUCAAAUGGUAAAUCUGAUUGAACGACGUUUAACACAAUCGCGCCUGUUGUGCGUCACCUUGCAAAAAAAACGUCCUUCAACUGGAAUCCCAUCUAGUUCUGCUACCCUUGCCAGUCGUCUUUGUUCUUUCUUAAUGGAAAAGGCUGACGAUCCCCAGGAAAAAGACUGCUGUUCUGCCAUUAUCUUUGUUCUUUCCACGGAGGAACUAAAUAGCGAUGGAGAUUCAGUCAAGACCAAACUGGCAGAUUUAAAGGUAAGGCACGCUCAUUAUUUUUCUGAGUCGUACUAUAAUGGCCUUCUCGGGUGGGUCGCUACUUGUAUGAGCGCCGUCUUUGAACCUGCCUUGAGACGGCGUUCAGGUCAGUUGAAAGAUGUCCUUGAAAGUGAUUACCCACGGAUGCUUAAAUUGUUUCUCAAUCUCAGCGGUCAUCAGCGGCACUUAUCGCGGCCAAUUGAACGUUUUUUGGCUCCUUUUGAGACAGCCUAUCUUGCGCGUUGUCUGACUCGCCUUUUCGAUCGUGUUAAUUCCACUUUUAUCGGUGUUACACCAGUUGAAAGCGUUGGUGGAAACUUGCCCCGAAUCACAGAUAUCGAGCAAGUAGUACAGUCAGCUGCAACAGAAUUGGCUCAUUCCGCCGCCGUGCACCCGGAACUUUUUUGUAAGGUCGCGCGCAAUGUAGCGAAAAUGGUGGCUCUUUUCGCAACAAAGGUAGAAGCACUGAUCGUUACGAGUCCUGAAGCAAGUCAAGUAUCAAUUGAUGGACUUCUCAAUCCUGCACAACAGACGAACUCCCACCUUGUGAAUUUUACGUGUGCCUUUGUUGAUCGUCUAAGAAUGGCUGUUGCUAGACAUACCACCAAUCAGCAGCAAAAAAGGGGGCACGCGAAAGCAGGAGCAGACGAUGCCCAGGCAAUCGUUGAUCACGCAAUCUCCAGCAAGCUCUCCGGAGUAUGUUUGGCCGCGUUGGAACCUCUUCUGACAGGCAUCGCUGACCAUGUAAUUGACCAAAUACUACCUAGGAUGCACAAAGAAGCUCUAGACAAUUUGGAAGAUCCUGCAUAUGUGCAAGAUUUGCAGAUAUUUGUAAAUCGAAUUCGAAGCGUGUAUCUGGCAGGAUUCUCUACGUCGACAUCAACGACAAGUUGUUGCCUGCGGUCUGCUAAUGUGCAGUUGUUCACAUCGGGUGAAGCUGCUGUUCGCUUUGGCCUUCAAAGUCGUGUGUUGCCUCGCUGUCUUGACGCUUUAGCCGUACACUCUAGCUUGUUUCGUCCGUGCACUGGUGAUGUGGAACGCUCGCGUCUGACAACUAGUAACGCGGCUAUUGAAGUGGCGCUUGCUGCUCUCGCACCCCCUUCUACCUUCACCGACGACCCCUUUAUUCGCCUGCGCGCCCUGCGACAACUAUUCUCCACCCCCACCGAUGAAAUUUUGUCGGUAACUAAAACGAUUGAGUUUCAAUCCGAUGCUCGCGGGGCGGUAGGUUUCGUUGGAAGCUCCCUUCCUGGUAGUUUGGCCUUGCAUCAUGUUAUUGCCCGGUCUCCAAACGAGAUACCUCUUCCCCACGAGACGGCAUCUGGGUGGACAUUAGAACGAUAUGUCCGUUGGUGUCAGGCCGUGGCGGAUGAGCCAACACGUCUCGCCUUCAUAAGCAAGUCAUUGGAUGUCUAUGCCGAACAGGUGGAGGCUCGCAAGCAACGUGUGUAUCCACAGCUUUACAUCGUCGUGCGUGAUAUGCUUGAAAGUUGUGCGGCAGAGACGUCAACCGCUUAA